UGUGCGCUCGCGCGGGGCCGCGUCUCGCCUUGUGCUGCUGUUGCCACGACGUCGAGCUCACCCUCAGAACAACUCCUCGAGCUGCAAAGAUGAGCGACAAACCCGACAUCUCGGAGGUGACCAGCUUCGACAAGAACAAGCUGAAGAAGACGCAAACUCAGGAGAAGAACGUCCUGCCCACAAAAGAAACCAUCGAACAGGAGAAGGCCGCGGCGACGUCGUGAAGCCCCUCGCCAUGCGCCGCGUGCCCCCUCCCGUCCCCGCCUCUCUCCUUCCUUCCUUGCUUCCUUCCUUACUCCCUGCCUUCCGCAUGGCCUUGUUUUCAUCAGUCACCUCUCCUCGCUGUAUAACUUUGUAACCGAAAACGAUGACCGAGCCACCCGCUCCCGCAGACAGACGCCGCCGCAGGUCGACACAGCCACGCCGCCAUCUUGGUCUCUUUUUUUUUUCUUUUUUUUUUUGGGUCCCGAGGGAUGAAGAAGCGGAGGAGGAGGUCGAGUCUCCCGGAGGUGCGGGUCUCCGCCGCAGAGAGGUCGAGGAGGCGACGGUCGGAAGCACGUCGUCGCCGCCGCCGCCGCCCGACUUCCUGCGUGGCCACUUUCGCGCCAAACAAAAAGGCGUCCGGCUUUCUGCUCUUAUGUCGUCUUUGUAAUUCUCGGAAAUGCACACGUUUGUCUGUACGCUAGUCAAAAUGUUCAUGAACGCCCUUACAAAUUUGACGGUUGUAUGUAUGUUUUUAUUUCUUUAAAAACAAAAACGGACCUUGUUUUGUGGUUAAAAUGUACUUUGGCUCCGUUUGUUUGAGUGAUUCACGAUUUUGUGUCACAAUCUGACGCGCGAGGGAAAACAAAAAGUGUCACUUGAGUCGACGCGCUCUUAAGUCAAUCCUUGGAAGUUGUUGUUUUUUUCGAAAGUCCCAGCAGUCACGUUGCUCCGCCGCAAUCCAUUGCAAGGAAUGGAAGAACAUGAAAUGUUGUAAUAAAAAACAAAAGAAAAAAAAAAUUUGCUACCAAGA
Messenger RNA from Phycodurus eques (leafy seadragon), 1015 nucleotides. RefSeq names its product thymosin beta-12. The record is from RefSeq and is a predicted model, not a curated record. Gene Ontology annotation, molecular function: actin monomer binding. Gene Ontology annotation, cellular component: cytoplasm. The coding region runs from base 90 to 224 and encodes 44 amino acids. The transcript is spliced from 3 exons. NCBI's taxonomy places the organism in Eukaryota, Metazoa, Chordata, Actinopteri, Syngnathiformes, Syngnathidae. Gene Ontology annotation, biological process: actin filament organization; regulation of cell migration.